Molecule: messenger RNA, 1644 nt
Organism: Cuscuta campestris
Lineage: Eukaryota; Viridiplantae; Streptophyta; Magnoliopsida; Solanales; Convolvulaceae
Source: the annotation of a GenBank genome assembly
CAACAUUUAUCAUCUUCGAGCUUCUCUUUCUAAACCAACGGACGAAGCUCUUCUCCGAAUUCCCGAUUCCCUUUUAAUUCGGUCACAAUCUCUCUGUAAAUAGUUAAUUCUGUUGCGGAAUUCGCGGAAAAGCGAUGUUGGAUCUCAAUCUGAGAGUACUAGUCAACGGCGGGAGUCCUCCGGAGGGCUCCGGGCCCGACGAAUCCGGCACCUCCAACUCCAGCUUUGCCGGCGACGACGAGACCUGCUCCACACGCUCCAGGGAAGUCGUCGCCUUCGAUUUCGGCAUUCUCGCGGCAGGGGACGGAUGCGGCGGCGCCGGCGAGUUGCGGCCGGAGUUGCAGCUGUUCCCGCCGGGCUGUUCCCGGAAUGCGGGUCGGGCUUCCGGGUCGGACGGAAUGGAUCUCUCCUUCCUGUGUCGGGCGGAGGUGCGGACGGAGGAGGAGGAGAAACAACAGCGGCUGCCACCGCCGGCUCAGCCGCAGCAGGUAGUGAAGAAGAGUAGGAGAGGGCCCAGGUCUCGGAGCUCACAGUACAGAGGAGUCACUUUCUAUAGAAGAACUGGUAGAUGGGAAUCGCAUAUCUGGGACUGUGGGAAACAAGUGUACUUGGGCGGAUUUGACACUUCUGAUGCUGCUGCUAGAGCAUAUGAUAGAGCAGCUAUAAGGUUCCGUGGGGUUGAAGCUGAUAUAAACUUCAAUUUAAGUGACUAUGAGGAAGACAUGAAACAGAUGGAGGGCCUCACUAAAGAAGAAUUGGUACACAUGUUGCGCCGGCAGAGUACCGGGUUCUCUAGGGGAAGCUCCAAAUACAGAGGUGUGACAUUGCAUAAAUGUGGGAGAUGGGAGGCUCGGAUGGGGCAGUUCCUUGGGAAAAAGGCUUAUGACAAGGCAGCUAUCAAAUGUAACGGAAGAGAAGCUGUUACUAACUUUGAGCCCAGCACAUAUGAUGGAGGAACUUCCUUCGACUCCCAUGAUCUUGAUCUGAACUUGGGGAUUAAAAGCUCUUUUCCAAAUCAAAUUAUGGAUAGAUUUGGUGAAACAACAUAUGGGAGUUCACAGCUAAACCUGCCUCCAAUUACAUCGCAACAACCUCAAUUGUCCAAUGGUUUCUACUCGCGUUUCUUUCCUAAUUACGAGGCGAUAGCAAAUGCGAAAAGAAUGGCCAUAGGCUCUCCAUCACAAGGACCCUCCCCAACACGGAUGCCGGAAACGAUGUACUAUGAGGUCGGGACAACAACAACAACAACAACAACAACAUCAACCUCUGGGGCAAUGUUUUCUAGUACAACAACAGCAGCAGCAGCAUCAUCAGGAUUCUCAACUAUGGCUACCCUUGAUCCAGCAUCGUCGGCGAAUAAUCUCAACUUUGCCUCUUCUCAUCCCACUCCAUCAACCAAUGCUUCUCGCUACCGUUACCAUACCGGGCCGCCGCUCUAAUGAUCUAAUCUAACCUUCUAUCUUGAAUCAUUUGUAUAAUUUAGAUGUUGGUUUAAUUUAAUACACACCAUCUGGAUUGUGGAUUAUCUUGUCCACUCCAUUUUGAUCAUAUAUAUAUAGCUCAGACUCUUUCUUUAUUUUAAGCAGCAUGGGGUAAAUUAUCAGUUUUGGAAUUAUAAUCUCAAGAGGGUUUUCUACUGUACAU